AUGAUUCUUAAACUAUUAAUACUGGUGUUGUGCCUGCAAAUCUACUCCGCCAGAGAAGCUAGUGAUAAUCUGGAGCAGCGUGCUCGGCUAGUGAGACAAUCUAACAAUAAUCUGCUACUCGAGGCAGCAAGGGAUCAGAAUGUCACCCUGCGAUUGAUGGGUGAAUCGGCCACCGUGACCGUAAAUGGGGUGGACAUGGUGUCGCUGCUCCGGCGGCGCCAAAAGAUCAUAGUCGAUCGCCAGGCGGCGGCUCGAAGGGAGCCCCUCUCAGUGGAGGUGGUCAAGGAUCAGUUUCGGGAUGUGGAGCGCAGAAUGGCGAGGAUACAGCGUCGGGUCUUCAAUGCCAGGAACUCCACGCGAAGGAGCGGACUCAAACAACGCACCCUGCGCCAGCAAUUACAGAAGGUGGAACGCGUCAGUGGAAUCCUGCGGACCCUCAGCGCAAAUCUGGCCAAGAACGAGUGCGAAUCCAAUCCUUGCCAGAACGGCGGAACCUGCCACGACGCCUACAAGGGAUUCCAGUGCGAGUGCUCUGCGGGUUGGCAAGGCGUCACAUGUGAGGAUGAUGUGAAUGAGUGCUUCACCUUGGCAGGAACGGAUUUGGCCGGAUGCCAGAACAAUGGUCAGUGCAUCAACACGCCCGGAAGCUAUCGUUGCAUUUGCCGGAAUGGCUUCUCGGGCACCCACUGUCGCCUCCGCCACAACACCUGCUGGGCCAGUGGAUCCCGGGAGCUCUGCGGCGAUCACGGCACCUGCCUCCAGGCGUCCAAUUCCGCCGGCUAUGUGUGCAUCUGCGAUCAGGGAUGGACGUGGGCCGAUCCCAAUGCCACGGCGGCGAGUCCAAGUGCCUGCACGCGGGACGUGGACGAGUGUGAGCCACGGGUGAAUCCCUGCCACGAUGUGUGCAUCAAUCUGCCGGGUAGCUUUCGCUGCGGACCCUGUCCACCUGGUUACACGGGCGACGGAAGGUUUUGCCAGGACAUAGACGAGUGUGCCGGCGAGGAUAAUGGCGGCUGUAGCCUGGAGCCCCGGGUGACCUGCACCAACACGGAGGGCUCCCAUCGCUGUGGCCGCUGCCCCAUCGGUUGGACCGGCGAUGGACGCACUUGCACUGCUCGCAAUUCGAACUCCUGCGACCAGGAGAAGAUCUGUCAUCCGCUGGCCAAGUGCGAGUACGUAUCCGACACGGUGGUCUGCACCUGUCCGCUGGGCAGCUAUGGUCAUGGUUACGGGGCAGAGGGAUGCACCUCGGAUUCCGGGAGGCUGCCCUGCGAUCAGCAUCCGUGCCAGAACAAUGGAACCUGUGUGCAGAACGGCAGGGGAACCACCUGCAUAUGCCAACCUGGCUACAUGGGUGCCCUUUGCAACUCUUCGGAUGCGUGUCAUCAUCCCAGUCCCUGUUUGAAUGGCGGAACCUGUCGCCUGUUGCCCGAGAACAAGUACCAGUGCGUUUGCCCACGCGGCUACACCGGCACCACCUGCUCCCAUCAGCGAUUCUUCUGUGGCAAUACCAUCCAUGGUCCUUCGGGCCAGUUGCACUACCCGCCCAGUGCGGCAGAUGGCGGCUAUCAGGCGGACGAACGCUGCCCCUUCAUCAUACGCACCACUGCCAAUAUGGUGCUGAACCUGACCUUCACCCAGUUCGAGCUGCAGGAUAGUGCCGACUGCUCCGCCGACUUUCUGCAACUGCAUGACGGUGGCUCCCUGUCCACGCGUCUAAUUGGACGCUUCUGUGGCUCCCGUUUGCCGGGGGGAAAUGGCACUGUGAUCACCACCCAGGAGCAGGUAUUCUUCUGGUUCCGAUCGGAUAACCAGACGCAGGGUAAGGGCUUCCAUGUCAUCUGGAACUCAAUGCCCUUUGCGUGCGGUGAAUCAAUCUACAUGAGAUUAUCGCAGACUGGCGUGGUGCGAUCUCCAGGAUAUCCUGGCAAAUCCCGGCCAGGACUCGACUGUCGCUGGCUGCUGACGGCGCCGUUUGGCAACCGACUGAUCCUUCGGUUCUACGACAUAUCGCUGGGCAGCACAGAAACAAAUUGCACCCAGGAUUCCCUGAUUGUCUACGAUUCAGAUCGCCAGCUGCUAAGGGCCUGCCAGUCCAUUCAACCCGCUCCCUUGUACAGUUCCUCGAAUAGCCUGCGCCUGGACUUCCACACGGACGCACUGCGUGCGGAUAGCUCCUUCCAAAUGCACUACGAGGUGGUGCCGGGCCAGCCGGGAUGCGGUGGAGUGUUCACCGAGUCGCGCGGCCACAUUCGUGGUUUCAUAGACGCCGAGGAGUGCCUCUAUCUGAUCGAACAGCCACGGGGAACACAAGUGAAGCUGGUGAUCAAUGAAGCAAAUCUUCGUAGUUGUCUGCUCCAAAAUAUUGAAAUUUAUGAUGGAAGAACAACCGAUUCGCCCCUCUUGCAACGCGUCUGUGGAAUUGUGAAUGACGGUGAACUGGAGCCCCUGAUAUCCACGGGAAAUGUGAUGCUAGUGCGCUAUCAAUACGCUUUAGCGGGCUUGGGAGCGGGAAUAAGCUAUGAUUGGAGUUACACAAGAGUGUGUUCCGGCAGCUUUGAUGGUUCCUCUGGAGUCAUUAGUACCCCAAAUUACCCGGGUCCCUAUCCCGAUGACAUGAUCUGCACGUACAAUUUGACUGGGCCGCUGGAUACGGUUGCUGAGAUUAAAGUCACAGACUUAUCUUUGGGCUCUGCCAAUAAUGCAAAUGAAACUACUUAUUUGGAUGUUUAUUUAUCACGCGAUGAAAGGCGGCAUAUUGUAAAGUCCACGGAUAACCUAGUUCUAAUGUCCCAUGUUAAUCGGGCAAGCUUGGUCUUCCGAGGAUCCGGUAGUGGCCGAGGAUUACGAUUGGAAUACAAGUUUUUGCCCAGCAAUUGCGGUGGAUUUCUUCAUGAGCCAGACAGGCGAUUCAUCAAACGCGUUUACUCGUCAUUCUGUCAGUUUUUUAUUGACGUUCCCGGAAGAAAACGAAUAAAUUUCCAUUCAAUAAAGUCCAUGAAUAAGCCCCCAUGGGAUAUUGUCAUAUAUGACAAUAGCACAAGUCCAGGAAUAUUGUUAAAUAGAUACUCGGAUGAGGUGCAUGAUGCUUUCGAUGGAGAUCUUUUGACCAUAAACUUAUUUAAGGAUAGCGGUUUCGGAAUGGCUAUGAUAAGCUUCGACAUUAUCGAGCAAGGUGAAUGUGGAGGAACAUUUACGGGACAUUUUGGCUACAUAAGGUCUCCAAACUGGCCAAAGAUAUACGGAGCAUCCGAGAAAUGUGAGUGGAUUAUAAGAGCCCCAUUUGGUCACCGCUUGGAAUUAGUGGUGCAUAACUUCACGCUGGAAGGUGGAUAUGGAACUAGCAAUUGUCUGGCCGACUGGCUGGAGAUAAGAAAUGGUGACUCGAAAUCCUCGCCGCUAAUUGGACGAUAUUGCGGGUCCGAAAUUCCCAGUAGGCUACCCUCGUUCGGAAAUGCCCUGCACCUUAGUUUCGAAUCAGAUACCAGCAUAGAGAAGAGCGGAUUCCUUUUGAACUGGCAGCAGAUCGGUGCCGGAUGCGGCGGAAAACUGAAUUCACCCACGGGCAGCAUACACUCGCCCCAUUUGUUGGAGGGAAAUCGUGGUGUUCUCGCCUGCGACUGGCAGAUUGCCGUCGCCGAGGGUUCCCGAGUGAAUCUGCAGCUUGAGAGCAGUGACGAGCGUCUCUGCAGUGGUCAACUGACCAUCUACGAUGGCCCCACCACCGCCAGCAGACCCAUGGUGAUGCGAUGCAAUGGUACGAGUGCCCAACCCUUGCAGUCCACCGGCAAUCGCAUCCUCGUCCGCUACGAUGUGAGUGAGGAAGAGGGAUUGCUCGACGGCACCGACUUUGUGCUGGACUACCAAACCGAUUGCCGAGUUCGAUUGGAAGGCCUGCAUGGUGCCAUUGAAACGCCCAAUUUCCCCGAGAACUAUCCAGCUAAUUUGAACUGCGAAUGGGAUAUUCGCGCUGGCGGACGGAAGAAUCAUCUGCAGCUCGUCUUGUCCCAUUUGUCCUUGGAAGGUUCCUCGUCGACCUGCAUUGAUUCUGUGAUCCUAAUCGACAUGCUGGACGAGCAAAAGCUCAGCGAGAAGCGUCUUUGCAACGAAGAUAAUUUAGCCAACAUCACCACUGCCGGCAAUCGGUUGCUCCUGCGAUUCAAAAGCGAUCCUUCAGUGCAGAGGCAGGGCUUCCGGGCGGAGUACAGGCGUAUGGGAUGUGGAGAGCAUUUCCAGGAUAUGGGCACCAACUUUGAGUCCCCGAAAGCGCCGUUCAGCGUGGACAUGGACUGCGUUUGGGUCAUCACCGCAUCGGAGGGCCAGCAAAUCCGUCUCAUCCUUCAUGAACUCCACUUUGAGGCGCCCCAAAUGGAUUGCAGCAAUGCGGAUUCUAGCCUCUCCCUAUCCGCACCCAGUGGUUUCAACUCCUCGGUGGUGCUGUACCGCAGUUGCCACGAGGAGACCCAGUCGCAAACCUUUCUCUCGCCCGGUAAUGAGCUCGAUGUCCACUUUGUAAGCAGCUCUGUUCCGUCGAGGAAGUACUUCAAGGCCAGCUACGUCCAGGUGCCGGCCAGCUGUGGAGGACACAUUGUCGCCAGCAAUGGUAUGAUAACAACUCCUGGCUUCCACAAUCUCCAAGACAGCAGCAACGUAGCAAAUUACUCAACAAAUGUCGAGUGCGUAUGGACUGUGCAGGUAACCAAUGGCUAUGGUAUUGGCUUGCGUUUCGACCAGUUCAACCUCACGGAUUCGACCAAUUGCUCGCUGAGCUCCGUGGAACUCACGAAGCUGGAGGCGGAGGGCAGUGAGCGACUCCUCGAGAGCGCCUGCGGGGAAGAUUCGCCCAUGAUCCGAAUAGUUCACGGACAACAGCUGCGAGUCCGGUUUAAAGCCCAAGCUGGAACCUGGGGUCGCUUCGCCAUGUACUUCGAGCGCCAGUGUGGUGGUCCGCUUUCCACCGGCGAGGGCUACUUGCAAUCCCGACUAGACGAGGACUGCAGCUGGCUGAUCUCCUCACCGGAGGGAAGCAAACUCAGCCUUAACAUCAAUCAGCUAGAGUGUCCUAAGUGUACUGCCGUCUCGAACAAUUGCUCCGAGGGACUUAAGCUGCUCAACGAUGAUGAUCAGGUGGUGCUAUAUCAAAUGUGCCGCGAUCAUCCGGCCAAUUUGAUUGUGCCCGCCAACAAUGUUCGCAUCCUGACCCAAGGAAUAAGGCUGCAGGCGCAGUACAGCACCUUUGAGAACUCCUGCGGUGGGAAAAUCACAUCCGCCCGCGGCAGCCUCAGUUCGCCCAACUAUCCGGACAGUUAUCCGGCCAACAUUGAGUGCGCCUGGACCAUCGAAACGCGUCCGGGAAAUGCUCUGGAAGUCACCUUCGAGGCCAUGGACAUUGUCCGCUCCGAGCACUGCAACGCGGACUUCCUGGAGCUGCGUUCUGGCGUCCAGGGUCAACUUCUGGGCCUCUACUGCGAUAACAAACUGCCGGAGAGUCCGUUGGUGGUGCGAUCUGAGCUUUGGAUUAAGUUCCGCAGCAGACCGGCCAACACAGCCGGGGGUUUCCGUUUGCGAUGGAACUACGUACACGAAAUUGAAGUUACAACGGCCACCAAUGGGACCAUCGAGCCUCCUCCACCGAUAUUCGUUAAAGGCGAGGAUCAGCCCUUUACCUGGCGCCUUUUCACCGAGCGGGGGAAUGUUUUGGUGUUGCAGUUUGAGGAAUAUAUUGCAGGCCUUUUACUCAUUAAUGGCUUUGAUGAAAGCGCUGUGGCGGUCGACAUAGCAGCCAGUCCAUGGACUUUUACCUCGAGCAGCAAUGUAGUAUUUUUAAAGACGGUUAAUGCGGAACUCAGUGAUUUCCGUGUGAAGUGGCACGUGCUCGACAGCCAAUUAGUUGUGGGUAACCUCAGCCUGACCUCCAGUGAUUGCACCAAAGAGCUGACAAUGCGCGAGUUAUCCAGCAUGGAAAUAACUUCGCCGGGAUAUCCACUAGGUUACGCAACCAAUUUGAAUUGCGAAUGGAUUAUAAAACCAGAGCAGCCCUCACAACAUAUCUACGCGUAUGGCUUUAAGGUGGAUCUGGAGGACUUUCCCAAUUGUGCAGCCGAUUACCUUCAAGUUCAGAGUUCUAGUGAUCUCAGUCACUGGACAAAUGAGAUGCGCACCUGCAAGAAAUCAUCGGCUGUGAUUGCUCCAGUCCACGGAACGCCAAAUCUGAGAAUCCAGUUCCACAGUGAUGUCUCCUUUAAUGGAACUGGAUUUUCGGCCAGACUUCGCACUCACUGUGGCUCCAAUAUGACGGGAAGUGUGGGCACAAUUUCCCCGAACAACCUAUUCUCCGAAUGCGCCUGGCACAUCGAUGUGGGACCAGGUCGGAAAAUAGACAUCACCGUCAAAUACAAUGGCCCACCGUCACCUGAAUGUAGUUCGUAUGGACUUAUCUACGAUGGAUUGGAUGAUCAUGCUCCUCUGCUAGAACACAGAAAGUUUAGCAACCAGCAGGAGUUCAGAAAGAGGCAAUUCCGGACGAAUAACUCGCAUGCGUACAUCAAAUACCAUAUCGGCAAUUCGAGGCUCCAGGAGCAAUGCCUUUGGACCCUCACGUACAGGGAGUUUAACGAGUGCAAUGGAGAGAUUCAGCUGACCCAGCAGGCUCCCAACUAUACGGUCAUGUCACCUGGUUAUCCCUAUUUGCCGCAUCCUCAUGCGGAAUGCACUUGGUUGGUCAUGGCGCCGGUGGGCGAGACCAUAGCGGCCAAUUUCGAGGAGCCAUUCGAGCUGAGCGCCCGGCACUGCGACCAGGAGAAUGUGGAGCUCUUCGAUGGCUCUACCCAGCUGUCCCGCUCCUUGAUCCGCACCUGCCACAAGCCACAGACAACGAUUCGCACUUCGGGCAACCUACUCCUCGUCCACUAUCAGACGCAGCUAAGCGAACCCAAUGGAGGUUUUCGGCUCAAUCUCUCGCUGAGCAAAUGUGGUGGGCAGUUCGGCGGUUACUCUGGGUUUAUCAGCUCGGAGAACUAUCCCAAUCUGGGUGGAUAUCCCAAGCCCUCGGUAUGCGAGUACAGCAUUCGCUUGCCUAAAGAUCAAUUCAUCCGGUUGAACAUCACGGACCUCCACCUGCCGUUCGAUUCGAAUGGAACCUCCUCCAAGGAAACCAGCGAUCGCCUGGAAAUCGUCGACUUUGCGGACCCCACUCAAGAGCUAUUAAUACUGGAUGGAAGUACGGUUACUCCGAAUCUCGUCACCCUGAACACCAAUGCGGCCAUCAUCCGAUUUGUGGCCAUCAAGAAUGUGAACAAAUACCGAGGCUUCAAGUUGAAGUAUCAGCGGGCCCUUGGAACGUGUUCGAGGGAUAUUAAUGGAGCUGACGGGGACAUCGUGAUCCCACCAAUGCCACCGACCACCUGGCUGAGAUUCUGUCGCUUAACCAUCAACGUGCCAAAGGGACAGAAGGUGCGUCUGAGUCUUCUAAACCUCGCUGAUAUUCGCGUUAUUAUUCGGAACGACACAGAGAGAACUAUAAGGGGACUCGCCCGUUUAAGAAGUAUGCCGCACUUCUCCUUUUACAACGACGCCAACUCCCUCUCCAAGAUCACCGAAUUCCGGAUCGAUGGGUACAACGGAAGUGGAAUAAUAGAGUCCACGGACAAUUUUAUGCUCGUUGUUGUGAUGACCAAUCAGUUGGAUUUCAGUGCCACCGCACUGAGAGCUCGUUACAGCUCCAGCGAAGCCUCAGUCUGUCCACCGAAUAUCGGGGAUCAGGCCUCGGGAUCCCUGUCCAUCCAAACUCUCCUCCAGCUGCCCAACUACCAUUGUACUAUCCACUUUACGAGCACUGCCAGUACAACGCUUACCUUCAAGGUCGAAGAGUACCUAUUCCAGACCAUCGGAGGUCCAGCUGUGGUGUUCCGGGAUGAUCUUUUUGGUAGUCCGGUCAAGGGGAUGUACGCAAAUGUCACGAAUAGUUUUGUAUCUCUGGCGACGACAGCUGGACGAGUGACACUACUGAAUAGCCAGAACGUCAAAUUGCGACGCUUCCGGGCCACAUAUCGUCGUCAUGAUUGCGGCGGACGACUGCAGGCAGCCGACGGAAUCACCAUCCAAUUCGCUAGCACUCCCAAUGAUGGUGAACUUGAGUGCCUCUGGAAUUUAGGCGACAGUAACGGCUAUGUCCUGGAGGGCAAUGUGACCCUAAGCGACCGAUGCGAUCGGGAGUACCUUGUGAUCUUCAGCGGACAAUUGGAGGUGAGUCGCAUUUGUCGGGGUAUGACGAUGAACAGCACUCUUCUGGAAAGACCAUACUCCAAGAUCAUCUACCAUUCGGAUGGGCCACUCCCUACGCGUAGUGAGUUUAUCCUGCAGGCUACGAGAUCCGUUUCCAGCGGCAAUGUAAUUCGCGUUAGCCAGCGACCAUCGCCAGCGGUGACCAUUGGGAGCUCGGAUUACCUGAAGAGCAAGGAGCGCAUUUGGGAGUUUGCGACCGAAGAUGGGCUAUCCCUAAAGCUGCACUUCCUGAAUAGAAUCUUCAUUGUGACCUCACCGAACUGCACGGACGAUCGAUUGACGGUGGAGCGUUUCGAUCGGAUGAGUGGAGCAUUUGUGGAAGUGACCAGUCUGUGUGGCAGGCCAGAACCCAAUGAUAUCCUGGUGCAAUCCUCCCGAAUGCGGGUGGUAUUCCGAACGAAUUCCAGCACCCCGGGCGAUGGAUUCAGCUUCCAGGUCUCCCCGAGCUGUGAUGCCGUCCUGCAGGCUGGGACAGAGAUCCAAACCCUGGCCAGUCCGGGAUGGGCGGCCAGCCGGUUGCAGUUCAACUGCAGCUACGUUAUCCUUGCCAGCGAAGAGCACCAAUUGGUGGCCAGUGUGAAGAGCAGAGGACGUCCCUGGGAGCCGUAUAUCUGCAGCAGAUCCUAUUUCGAGACCUAUCGUCGUGGCGACAGGGAGGCGAAGGAGGAGAAUCAUGGCCGCUUUUGUCCCGAGUUCGAGGUGACUGGUUACGGAAGAAUUCGUCUCAAUUAUCUUUCCCCAGUCUCACGUCUAUUUGAGCUGCAAUACCACCUAAUUUCUUGCGGUGGCAACUACAGCAAACCCUUCACCCUGCGACCCCCACAAGAUGAGGAGCCCGGAGGAGCCUAUGCCCACAAUUUGAAGUGCGAAUGGAGGGUUACCGCUCCGCCACAGCAUGCGAUUGUAAUAGAGUUCAAGUACUUUGAUAUGGAGAGCAGCAGGAAAUGUCAAUUCGACAGUCUGACCAUUUACCGCGGCAAGGUGGCCAGCGAGGAGCAGAGAACCGAACAACUAUGCGGCAAUUUGACCAAUCCUCGAGCCAUCAUGGUGAACAGCAAUGAGGCACUGAUUGCCCUCUCCACGGAUAGCUCCAAUAGUCACCGAGGAUUCCUGGCCACCGUACGCUUCACUCAAAAUUGUAAUGAGCGUGUGAACCUGGAUUUGGAACAGCCACGAUUGAACUUCAUGAGAUUAUACACCGUCAAUGUCAGCGAACCACUACUGUGCCAUUUCCAGGCCAGUGUUCCGCCGGAUUACCGCCUCUCGUUGGAGGUCAGAAAGCUGCAACUCAACGAUGUCACCUGUCGCACCUGCAGCUACUUGGAGAUCCUUGAUAGCGAUGCUGGUGAGGAGCAGAGUCUUGGAAAAUACUACGGAAAUACUGGAGCUGCGAACUUGAACCGAACCAAGGUGUUCAGUUCCUACUCGGAAUUGAGUUUCCAUCUGAGCGCCAGUACCAGGCGAUCGCAAAUGAACAUCAGCUUCGAGCUGAUCCUGAAAAUGGAACGCUCUAUUUGUGGUCAAACGGAGUACGAUUUGCGAUUGAAAGAGGAUAUCAGGCUGGGCCUCCAGCACGAUAAUACCACAAGGAACUACGAGGGAAAUAUUCAAUGUGUCUGGACAAUUAAGGCUGACGGAGAUGUGGAAUUAGACUUUCAGAAGCUUCGGCUCAAGGAAAUAUCCCAGCGAACUGGGGAAUGCGAGGAUUACCUAAAACUGUCCAAACCAUACUUCACUAGAUCUUUCUGCGGACAACACGACAAGAGUUUUAAGAUGAUUGAAUCAGUCGAUGUGUCCAACCUACAACUCACCUUCCACAGCGAAGUCCUCGAAGAAUCUCAAGGGUUUGAAGUUAUCAUAAGACCAAAGCCAAAUUGCAAUCGGACCUACACGGAACUGAGUGCGGUGAUAGAUGCCAGCUCUCUGAAUAACUGCACUGAAUAUAUCCGAGUGCCCAGUGGUUACAGCAUAACACUUUACAUAAUGUCCAUAUCGUUCGACAGUUUUGAUCAUAAUUACUUUAAUGUGACGGAUCUUAAGUCAAACAAGACUAUCUUCAGCACUUCGGAAAUGCGGUGGGAAACCGCAGCACGAAUUACGACUACCAACGAGCUGCGCCUUGAUAGCAGCGGGGUAUCCACCCUCAAAUUCUUCUACUUUUCCACCAGCAACGAUUUUCCCGGAGGCUGUGGAGGUGAUCUAGCAGUGGUUGGAUCGAUGGGAAGUUACCUGGAGAAUCCCUCCUACGAAGGUCGAAAUAGCUCAUUGUGCACCUGGAAUAUAUCCGUACCCCCUGGCGGAAAUCUGCAAUUUAGUUUCUCAGAAUUCAACAUGGGCUCGGAAACCAAUUGUGAUCUGGAUAAUGUGCAAUUUUUCGACAACGGUACUGCCGCUCGGACACUUUUGAAAACCAUCUGUGGAUCAAGCAUUCCUAAUGAUUUUACCUUUAACAACAACAAGAUUGUUAUAAUUGCGAAAAAGUCGCCUAAUUUCGAUGGAUUAGGGUUUAAGAUGGAUAUAAAGCAAACGGGUUAAAACAUCCAGAUUUCAUUCAACCAAAAUAGUAU
Messenger RNA from Drosophila takahashii, 10850 nucleotides. Lineage: Eukaryota; Metazoa; Arthropoda; Insecta; Diptera; Drosophilidae. The record is from RefSeq and is a predicted model, not a curated record.